This is a messenger RNA of Oncorhynchus masou masou (cherry salmon), 3320 nucleotides long. RefSeq names its product glycogen [starch] synthase, liver-like. The record is from RefSeq and is a predicted model, not a curated record. Gene Ontology annotation, cellular component: cytoplasm. The transcript is spliced from 16 exons. The coding region runs from base 198 to 2306 and encodes 702 amino acids. Lineage: Eukaryota; Metazoa; Chordata; Actinopteri; Salmoniformes; Salmonidae. Gene Ontology annotation, biological process: glycogen biosynthetic process. Gene Ontology annotation, molecular function: alpha-1,4-glucan glucosyltransferase (UDP-glucose donor) activity.
ACUGCUAGGAGUGACGAACUGGGACCAUGGGAUGUGUGUUGUAUCCUCUUCUGAGUCCAUGUGAACACCAGUGGGAUAUUCGGGUGUGAGAAGAUAGACAGUUUACAGUUGAACCUACAGAGGAGAGGACCAACAAACUGAGAGAGCAUCAGUGGCACCUUUUCUUAACUUCAAAAACUCUACCUGUUGACAGUAACAUGCCCCUGACCCGUUCCUUGUCCAUGACGUCACUGAGCGGUCUGCCUCUGUGGGAUGAGGAAGAUCUACCUGUAGACGACCUGCUGCUGUUUGAGGUUGCCUGGGAGGUCACUAAUAAAGUGGGUGGGAUCUACACAGUUAUCCAGACCAAGGCCAAGAUAACAGUGGAUGAAUGGGGGGAGAACUUAUUCAUGAUGGGGCCGUACUACGAACACAACUUUAACACCCAGGUGGAGCAGUGUGAGCCCCCCAACCCAGCCAUCAAGAAAGCCAUGGGCGCCCUCAUUGACAACGGCUGCCUGGUGUACUUUGGGCGCUGGCUGAUUGAGGGCAGUCCCUAUGUGAUCCUAUUUGACACGGGGUCAGCAGCCUGGAACCUGGACCGAUGGAAGGGGGAUCUGUGGGACACCUGUGGUAUCGGCCUGCCCGCCCAUGACAGAGAGGCCAACGACUCACUCCUCUUUGGAUCCAUGGUUGCCUGGUUCUUUAAAGAGUUAACCGACGAGCUUGGAGACUCGCCCAAUGUCCUCGCCCAUUUCCAUGAGUGGCAGGUCGGGGCGGGACUUAUUCUCUGUCGCUCUCGGAAGAUUCCCUUGGCAACCAUUUUCACAACCCACGCCACUCUGUUGGGAAGAUACAUCUGUGCCGGAAAUGUUGACUUCUACAACAACCUGGACAAGUUCAACAUAGACCAAGAGGCUGGUGAGAGGCAGAUCUACCAUCGCUACUGUCUGGAGAGAGCUGCUGUCCACUGUGCCCAUGUCUUUACAACUGUAUCCCAUAUCACUGCUGUAGAGGCGAACCACAUGCUGCACAGGAAACCAGAUGUGGUGACUCCAAACGGAUUGAACAUCAAGAAGUUCUCAGCCAUGCACGAGUUCCAGAACCUUCACUCCACUAAUAAGGGUCAGAUUCAGGAAUUCAUCAGGGGACACUUCUAUGGUCAUCUGGACUUCAAUCUGGAGAAAACUCUCUUCUUCUUUAUUGCUGGACGAUAUGAGUUCUCCAACAAGGGAGUUGACAUCUUCCUGGAGUCACUGUCCAGACUCAACUAUCUGCUAAGGGUGCAUAAGAACGACGUCACAGUGGUGGUGUUCUUCAUCAUGCCAGCCAAGACCAACAACUUUAACGUAGAGACGCUGAAGGGUCAGGCGGUGCGCAAACAGCUCUGGGACACUGCUCACACUGUGAAAGACAAGUUUGGCAAGAGGCUUUAUGAGGCGUUGUUAAAAGGAGACAUCCCUGAUAUGAACACCAUCCUGGACAGAGACGACUUCACCAUCAUGAAGAGAGCCAUCUAUGCCACACAGAGACACACCCUUCCUCCAGUGACCACUCACAACAUGCUGGAUGACACCUCCGACCCCAUCCUGGCCAAUGUGAGACGCAUCGGCCUCUUCAACGCUCGCACUGAUCGAGUCAAGAUAGUGUUCCACCCAGAGUUCCUGUCGUCCACCAGUCCCCUGCUUCCUAUGGACUAUGAGGAGUUUGUACGAGGAUGUCACCUGGGGGUCUUCCCUUCUUACUACGAGCCCUGGGGAUACACACCAGGUGAGUGUACUGUGAUGGGGAUACCCAGUGUGACCACCAACCUGUCUGGCUUUGGCUGCUUCAUGGAGGAACAUGUGUCAGACCCCACAGCAUACGGGAUCUACAUAGUGGACCGGCGGUUCCGUUCGGCAGAUGACUCGUGUAACCAGCUGACCCAGUUCAUGUUCGGGUUCUGCCAGCAGUCCAGACGACAGCGCAUCAUCCAGAGGAACCGCACAGAGAGACUGUCGGACCUGCUGGACUGGAGGUACCUGGGACGGUUCUACAUGCACGCCCGGAGCCUGGCUCUCAGCAGGGCUUUCCCUGACAAGUUCAAGAUGGAGCCGCUGGCCCCGCCACAGACAGAGGGAUUCCGUUACCCCCGCCCCGGCUCUGUGCCCCCCUCCCCCUCAGCGUCGGUGCACUCCACCCCCCACCACAGUGAUGAGGAGGAUGAUGAAGAGCCGUAUGAUGAAGAUGAGGAGGCGGAGAGGGACAGGCAGAACAUCAAAGCCCCAUUCACUCUGGGUGCCACGCCCGAGGGCAAGAAGACACACCCAGGAGAGUCUGCCAACUGAGAGAUCUCUCGCUACGAGCCUGGGAUGGCCAAUCCUGGUCCUUGAGAGCUGCAGUAUGUGGAGGUUUUGCUCCAGCCCAGAAUGUACAACAUUAGCUCUGUUGUAGGGACACUGAGUCUCAAGUAGCUGAUACACAUACUACCUAUGUAUAUUUUCUAAGAGAAAAUGCCUAUUCUUUUGAUGCUAAAAGUCCCCUCACGCCCAUAGGAUAUGAGACAUGAAUAGUUUAAUCAAUAGUUAUAUUUCAGUAAUUGCAUUGAGCGGUCUCUCGCUCUAUAGCCUGGGAUGGCCAAACCUAGUCCUGAACACAUUACUUCUAUGAUCAGAUAUACCCCCAGACAAGUGUUGCUAUGAAUUCUAAAUCAUUUUAUUCCACAUUUUAUUAAAUAAUACAUUUUCAGUGUAGCCGUACUUCGAGUCCAGUGUUUUUCUCACAUGGCAUUAAAAUAUUCGACAUCCAACAAGAGAUCAACAGAUGCAAUAGACUAGAAUGUUAUCAACAAUAAUAAAUACAUUAUGAAACGCAUCAGAAGUACUCUCUUUUCCAUGCCGGCAAGUCUUGAAAGUACAGUUGUUCAAGAUUUUCUUCUCCUGAAACAAAAAAAGUCAACAGUGCAAUUACUGUCAUGUCUUGUUAUGUCUGUUCCUGUCCUUUCUCUUCACUCUGUCUCUCUCUGCUGGUCUUAUUAGGUUACCUUCUCUGUCUCUCAUUCUUCAGCUGUUCUACAUCUCCCCUAACUAGCUCAUUCACUCUUUCCCACCUGUUCUCUCUUCCCCCUCUGAUUAGGUCUCUAUUUCUCUCUCUGUUCCUGCUACUUUCAGUGUCUGAUUCUUGUUUGUGUUUUUGAUGCCAGAAGCAAGCUGUCGUCUCGUUUGCUUCCACCUUGUCCUAUCCUGUCGGAGUCUGCCUGGCAGGUGCAUCCUGCAUUAUACUAACGUUCUUUUUGUUCCAUUGACUACGUUGGAAGAGGAUUUAUGCCAUUCCUGUUUUUCAUUAAAGAACUCUGUUUUCUG